UGGGGGGCGGGCGCGCGGGCGGCGGCCGGGGCUAUGGCCGAGGGCGGCGGGGGCGCGCGGAGGAGGGCGCCGGCGCUGCUCGAGGCGGCCCGCGCGCGCUACGAGAGCCUGCACAUCUCCGACGACGUGUUCGGCGAGUCGGGCCCGGACAGCGGCGGGAACCCCUUCUACAGCACGUCUGCCGCCUCGCGCUCCUCCUCGGCCGCCUCCUCGGACGACGAACACGAGCGCCCCGGCCCCCCGCCGCCGCCCGGCGCCCCGGACGCGCAGGAGCCGGAGGAGGACGAGGCUGGCGCGGGCUGGAGUGCCACGCUGCGGGACCGCCCGCCCCCGCGCUUCGAGGACACCGGCGGUCCAACCCGAAAGAUGCCCCCCGGCGCCAGUGCCAUGGACUUCUUCCAGCUCUUCGUCCCGGACAACGUGCUCAAGAACAUGGUGGUGCAGACAAACAUGUAUGCCAAGAAGUUCCAGGAGCGCUUUGGCAGCGACGGCGCCUGGGCCGAGGUGACGCUGACAGAGAUGAAGGCGUUCCUGGGCUACAUGAUCUCCACCAGCAUCUCCCACUGCGAGUCGGUCCUCAGCAUCUGGAGCGGAGGCUUCUACAGCAACCGGAGCCUCGCCCUUGUCAUGAGCCAGGCCCGCUUCGAGAAGAUCCUCAAGUACUUCCACGUGGUGGCCUUCCGCUCCAGCCAGACCACGCACGGCCUCUACAAGGUCCAGCCCUUCCUCGACUCCCUGCAGAACGGCUUCGACUCUGCCUUCAGGCCCUCCCAAACCCAGGUGCUACAUGAACCCCUGAUUGACGAGGACCCUGUGUUCAUUGCCACGUGCACGGAGAGGGAACUCCGAAAGAGGAAAAAGCGGAAAUUCAGCCUCUGGGUCAGGCAGUGUUCCUCCACUGGCUUCAUUAUCCAGAUUUACGUCCACCUGAAGGAAGGCGGGGGCCCCGAUGGGCUGGACGCACUGAAGAAUAAGCCCCAGCUGCACAGCAUGGUGGCCCGAAGCCUGUGCCGUAACGCAGCGGGCAAGAACUACAUCAUCUUCACGGGGCCCAGCAUCACCAGCCUGACCUUGUUUGAGGAGCUGGAAAAGCAAGACAUUUACUGCUGCGGCCUGCUCAGCUCCAGGAAGAGUGACUGCACCGGCCUGCCCCUGUCCAUGCUGACGAACCCGGCCACCCCCCCAGCCCGGGGCCAGCACCGCAUCAAGAUGAAGGGGAACAUGUCUCUGAUCUGCUGGUACAACAAAGGGCACUUCCGCUUCCUGACCAAUGCCUACUCGCCGGUGCAGCAAGGAGUGAUCAUCAAGAGGAAGAGUGGGGAGAUCCCCUGCCCCUUGGCCGUGGAGGCAUUUGCUGCGCACCUUAGCUACAUCUGCAAAUACGAUGACAAGUACAGCAAGUAUUUCAUUUCUCAUAAACCGAACAAGACCUGGCAGCAGGUGUUCUGGUUCGCCGUCAGCAUCGCCAUCAACAACGCCUACAUCCUCUACAAGAUGUCCGAUGCCUACCACGUGAAGAGGUACAGCCGGGCGCAAUUUGGCGAGAGACUGGUGAGGGAGCUGCUGGGCCUGGAGGAGGCCUCACCAGCCCACUGAUGCCACCGCGGCCAGGCUUAGAAGAGCACGUCCUCCCUCCAGAAGCUGCCCACCCGGUGCCGGGAUGGGCGCCGCACCCAGACUCUACAUGCGGGCCCGGGCGCUGUCGGUGGCCUUUGCCCAGUGGGGCACCGCAUCCUCGGGACACCCAUGGAGCUCACCUCAGCACGGGGGACCCGGGAAGGCUGUCGCCACCAGAGGCACCGGGGAUGGGAUGUGCCGUAGUGUGUUCCGCUAGAAGGGCCUGCUCUGUGAGGGUGUAAAGACGUGUGUGACCGGGUUCCACCUCGUGCCGUGUCUGCAGGUGACCAGAAGCGAGCAGGUCAUGCUAAGGCGGUCGGGCGUGUGCAGGAGACUGGAGCGUUCUCUGGCACUUGCCCCGUGCAAGCCGCUUAGAACGGGUCUCCUAGAACAAGAAACAAACUGGGUGCCGUGAAAAUGCAGGGAUGAAAUGGGGGGAGCGGUUGCCAAUUCUGAUUAAUAAAUGAGGCGUCCCUACUCAUUUCAUUUCUCUGGCUGGUGGCCCGGGGCGGGGGGUGGGGGGAAAGGGGAAAUGCCAACAGAACCGCAGUGAUGUGUGAUGCUAUUUUUUAUUUUUAAAUAUAUCUUCAGGUUAUUUUCUUACUGUUGCUUAAGAUCUUCUGUAAAAGGAAAAUAUCCCCCUUCUUUACCGCCCCCUCCCCCACCCCAGCCGUGACUCCUUGCAUGAGCACAGUUCGGCAUUCCAGGCCCUGUGACUGUACCGGGCUGGAGGGGGCAGCUGGCUUCCAGAACGGACGUGGUUCCAUUCCAUUGAGGAUCCUGGGGAGGGGGGGGGGGGUCUGUGGGCCUUAUGCUUUGUCACAGACAUUGCCAUUGGUAGAAUUCCUUGUUUCGAAAACGUGUAGUAUUGCUGAAGCAAACAACAAAAGGUCUGGGGAGGACGCUUGCUCCGCCCCACCCCCCGCCGCCCCGGCCCCGUGUGCAGUGACCUGGCGGUGUCCACCCUCGGGGCCCUGUGGCCAGCACACCCGAGCCCUGCGAUGGGCCGGGGCCCCCAGCUCCGUCGGGUGUGAUGUCCCGCAGGGUCGGGGGCUCGCGCGCCCGGGGACUGAGAGCUGCACACCCAGCAGCCAGCAGCAAGGGCUCCGCUGACUUCCCACAGCAUCCGGGGCUCCUUGGGAGUGUCUCCGGGGGAGGCCUGAGCCCGGCUCGCCCACUGGUCUGACCAUCCCCCACAGCUGAGAAAGAGUGACUUCUGGAGUUACUCGACCCCCCCCGCACCCCAAUUUAUGUAGCCCCCUCAUUUUUUACAAAUGCAAAAUCUAUUCUACUCAGGCUUUGGGACUUUCUUCCUUGUUCACACUCAGUUGAUUCCAGGUGUUGCCGGCAGCAUGCUCCUCAGCUCCAUGUCAUUUCCGUACCCUAGGUUCAUGAGGAUCCCCCUCGCCCUGUGGUUUGAAUUCGAUGCCACGGAUUGUAGGCCACAUUUUCAAUUGUGUUUCAGAACACCUUCGCCGUAUCCUUUAAUUGGAUUGAAAGCACUUUUACCACAUGGAGAAAUAUAUUUUUAAUUUGUGAUGCUUUUCUACGAGGUCCACUCUUUCUGAGUCUAAUGUGUUUCCAACACUUGGGGAGACUCUGAUGAAAGCUGAUGAAUUUUCUUUUCUGUCCAAAUAAGUAAAGGAAAAAAUAAAAGUCUAUUUAGAUGCUGA
Messenger RNA from Zalophus californianus (California sea lion), 3290 nucleotides. It is a transcript of the gene PGBD5, whose product is annotated as piggyBac transposable element derived 5. Gene Ontology annotation, biological process: non-replicative DNA transposition. Bases 34 to 1596 code for a protein of 520 amino acids. NCBI's taxonomy places the organism in Eukaryota, Metazoa, Chordata, Mammalia, Carnivora, Otariidae. Gene Ontology annotation, cellular component: nucleus. The record is from RefSeq and is a predicted model, not a curated record. Gene Ontology annotation, molecular function: transposase activity. The transcript is spliced from 8 exons.